UUCCGGUCCCGUCCGGCUCCGACACAUCGGAGGAGGGAGUGGGCUCAACCGCACCGGACUGGACCGAGAUCGCAGCUGGCCCCGUCGACCCAGCCGCCAUGAGACCGCACCUCCACUUUGUGGUUGACCCCAUGGGCUGGUUCUGCAUCAGUGUGGUGUUUGCGAUCUGGCUCUACAACAGUGUCUUCGUGCCCAUGCUGAUUCUUCUACCUCACUACAGAGAAGGACACAUCCCCCUGGCUGUCAUCAUCUGUUAUUAUGCUGCAUCAGCAUUCUGCGUCCUGGCCUUGUUCAGAGCUUCCACUGCAGAUCCUGGUCGUCUACCUGCUGACCCUCACAUACCCCACUCAGAGCGCCAUCUAUGGGAGCUGUGCAACAAAUGCAACUUAAUGAGGCCGAAGAGGUCCCAUCACUGCAGCAGGUGUGGACACUGUGUACGCAGGAUGGACCACCACUGUCCCUGGAUAAAUAACUGUGUGGGGGAAGACAACCACUGGCUGUUCCUGCAGCUCUGCUUCUACACUCAAGUCCUCAGCCUGUUCACGCUGCUGCUCGACUUCUGUCAGUACUACUACUUCAGCCCGCUGACAGAACUGAACCCGGACGAGUUUACUACCAAACAUGAGCUGGCUCUGGUGCGGGUUUCAGCUCUCAUGGGUUUGGUCAUGUUUGGUGGCAUGAGCGGUUUGUUCUAUAGUCAAAUGACGGGCAUCCUCGCGGACAUGACCACCAUUGAGAGGAUGUCUACCUUCUCCACUGAAGUAUCUGGCUCGAAGCGGUCGUGGCAGUGGGCACUGGAGGAGGUUUGUGGAACCCGCUGGAAGGUCUUGUGGUUCCUUCCGGUUCGCAGCCGCAAGUCUCUCAGGAGUGGACGUCACUUUCGCGGCCUCGUAUGAAACGACAAGCUACUGUCAGGUCGAUCUGCACACACGAACCUUUACUAAGCUGCGACUUGUGAGUGAGGCGGGGUGGAUCGCUCGAGUGGACUGUUGGAGCAGCACUGAUGCAGCUGAACUAAGCAGUGCCUUGUCUCUGUUCCUCCGUCUCUUGCAUUGGUUUGAAAAGGCAGAAGCUCUCGCUGGAAGCCUUCGAACAAAAUGACGUUGUUAGAAUUUUAUCUCAAAACAUUGCUGUUUCAGACGUUAAGACCUGUUUGUCAGGUACAUUCACAAAACAUGUUUACUCACUCAUACCUCUGAAGUUAAGUUCCUGUAGGAUGUUAUCACUGUUGUUACUAUUUGUUUACAAGGUUGCUCCGGUGUCUUUUAAUCACUUGCGUUUUCUGCACAUUGUCUAUGCUGUCACAACUGCUGAUUCUGUGUGAAUUACAGGUAAAGGAAGGCGUGGACGUCCAAUUUAAAUCCUCUAUUGUAUUGUAUUGAUCAGGGACAAGACGAGAGACGAUUGAGAAAAUCGCUUUUGUUUUUGCUGUUUGUGUGAGUGCGUGUGGUCUUGUUUAGGAUGGUUAGGUUUUUGUUGGGAGAAGCUGGGGGAAGCAUUAUGGCAAUGAGAAACCUCACAAUGGCCCCACAAAGGUAUAAAUACAAUUGUGUGUGUGUGUGUGUCUAUAAGCCAAAGAUCAGAGACAGAGUGGCAUAUUCACUCUGUUCAUUUAUCCAAAACGUGCACUGAUGUUUGUUCUGGCACUUUUAAGUAAAUGUUUUUCAUCAAUUAAUGUACAUUUUUUAUUUGUUUUUAGAGUGACAUUUGAGUUUUUCUUGUGUCCUGGGGUGUGGCUCGUGGAUAUUAUACUAUGUUAAAAAAUUUUUUUUUUACGGUAAAGCAAUAAUGUUUGUUCAUCAAUUUAUCUAAGAUUUAUGCUUCUCUAUAUUUGGUGGUGUGAACUGAGGGUUUCACUUGUUGAGCCCUGUAUUAUAGUGAUCAGUCUACUCUUCAUCACUCCGUUAGUCUUCAUUGCGCCUCUGAACACUGUUCAAAUAAACCAAAAUUUACUCAGUCCAGGUGUCGCCUUUGAGAGAGAACUCUGAUUGUAUCUUGCAGUGAACUGCAUGUCGCUUGUGACAAACCCAUGAGGAAACACGAAAGUGUCCUUAUUUCCAGAUUCCAGUGGGUGGCACUCUCUGCUUUAAAAUCUUUGGAUUUGUACAACCAGUUCAACGAAACCUUUCAUCACUAUUGAACCAAGAGCGCCUCCUACUGAGCUCUGAGAAUGAGCAGGGGAAUCAGCCCAUAUCUCCCAAUACUUCCAUGUACUUCCAUCCACCUCUCAGUUAAGCCAUUUGUCUGUUCAUCCUUGAGUCAACUCAAUAAUUCAAUCUCCACAAACCAGUGUGGAAAUGUGAUAAUACACCUUCCUUUUUCACAAAAAGUCCACCCUUCAAUAAGUUCAGUUUCUUUGUCAUCCCUCCAAAAAACACAAUCCUGCCAUCUGCCUUUAUAUUCAUUUACAAAAAAUAUGUAUCCACCAUUCUUGAAUCAAUCCAACUAUAAAUCCAUUUGGAGUUCUAACCAUCUGUCUUCACCAGCAGUUCAUCAAUAUAUCCAUCCUUACAGAUGGAAUGAUGGGUCUACACUUCUGUCAUGAAUUGUCCAUCUAUCCAUUCCCCUGUAAAUCUUACAAUCCUUCCAUGUAUCAAGAGACCAACUCCCUAUACAUGUUUUCUUAAAUCCAGUUUCCCAUCAAUCCAAACACAGCAAACUGUUCACUCUUUAAACAUUGAUCUUUCCUGCUAUCCUUAUGGUCAACUAGCAACCCACCCACCCUCCCUUCUCCAACAUUCUAUCUAUCCUUCCUUUUACAGUAUAACCUGCACCUCAUUCCCCUCAAUUUGUCCAGCCAGCUGAAGUCUCUUAAUAGAACAGUAAUAAUACAAUUAUUAGUCCAAGAGAUGAAAGCCUUUGUUGGUCCCUGGAUCUGUUUAACUUGUUCAACUGUUCAACUUGCACUUGAAGAUCCUACUAUCAUCACAAGCUUGGCUCCAUCUUGUCCAUGUCUUCGCCUGUCUCUGUAUGUUUCUGGUGCUUUACUGUCUCCUCAACUUCAUUAUCUCAUAAGAUCAUAAAUAUCAUAAAGCACUUUCUGUGUAACCUUUUCAUUACUUCAUUACUCUUUUGGACAUUUCCACCAGAUAGUUUUCACUACUUUAUACAAACCUCAGCGUCCAUCAGAUUCUCAUUCAUCCUUCUAAAAAUCUGAAUCUCCAUCUACAUCAGGUGUCUCAAACUGAUGCAGUAAAAAGCCACAGAGUAGCCCGACUAGCAAUUGGUUUAUUCCAGUCUUCUGAGUGGUGAAAAGACGUUCUCUUGACUGUUUGGAACAGAAGCCUGCACCUACUGUGACCAUUUUGUGGAUCGGUCAGAGACCCCUGGUCCGCCUAAUGAAUGUAUGGAUUUUAAUUUCAUGAGAUUGCAUUGCCUUAUUCAAACGUUGAUCAUCUUAAGUUUGGUUCAAUAUAUUUCACAAACUUCUAAAAACAUUUUCCAGCUCUAAAAAUGAAAUGUAUGACAGCAAACAUUGUUUAACAUUAAGCCAUCAUUGUCAUAAUAUUUGACCCACGGUCCUCUGAGAGCGUGUCUCCCUCAGUAAUUAAUAAUUGGCUGCUUGCUUUGUGUCGCUAAUCUGCUCGUUCAGCUGCGAGGAUCCAACCAAAGACCGGCUGUCACUUCCUGCCAUACAACAAUAGGGCCCACCACGUCCCCCUACCUGGGGCCGGGUCAGUGGUGGCUUGGCGUGUUGCACCAGACAAGGAUUAGGGCAGAAAUUAUAAUCUGCUAUA
Molecule: messenger RNA, 3737 nt
Organism: Synchiropus splendidus (mandarinfish)
Lineage: Eukaryota; Metazoa; Chordata; Actinopteri; Syngnathiformes; Callionymidae
Gene: zdhhc21
Product: zinc finger DHHC-type palmitoyltransferase 21
Exons: 8
Coding region: 99-896 (265 amino acids)
Biological process (GO): peptidyl-L-cysteine S-palmitoylation; protein targeting to membrane
Cellular component (GO): endoplasmic reticulum; Golgi apparatus
Molecular function (GO): protein-cysteine S-palmitoyltransferase activity
Source: RefSeq, a predicted model, not a curated record